Messenger RNA from Athene cunicularia (burrowing owl), 4060 nucleotides. It is a transcript of the gene FBLIM1, whose product is annotated as filamin binding LIM protein 1. Gene Ontology annotation, cellular component: stress fiber; focal adhesion. NCBI's taxonomy places the organism in Eukaryota, Metazoa, Chordata, Aves, Strigiformes, Strigidae. The transcript has 7 exons. The coding region runs from base 462 to 1610 and encodes 382 amino acids. The record is from RefSeq and is a predicted model, not a curated record. Gene Ontology annotation, molecular function: filamin binding. Gene Ontology annotation, biological process: cell-cell adhesion.
ACCGGGGGUGCCGUGAUGGGGCUGCUGGGAUCCCAUCAGCCCCAGCACAAAGAGGAAUGCAACGAGCACAUGGUUCCCAUUAGCUCUGGAGAUUUUUUUUUUCUUUUUCGCGUUGUUUUUUAUGAUUAUUACUUUUUUUCCCCCCUAUUUUCUGCAGCUUGGCCGGGAAGGAGGAAAACCAGCAGCUCCUGCGGGCGAGGAUUUGAGCGGCUGGGCGAAGGCUGGCAGCGCCGGAGCCCGUUUGGGGUUUUGCCGGAGGGGAGGGAGGGAAGGAGGGAGAGAAGCUGCUUGGGGUUUUUUCCUUUUUAAUCCCUUCCCCUGCUUGAGUCAGAGGCUGAAGUCACCAGCGUGCACGUCCCAAAGCUUUUCACCCACUGCGGGAAGACUGGCCACCCCCCCAAAGGAUGCACCGACACCCAUGAGCAGGAUUUUGGAGGAGCAGAGACACCCCGUGCUGGGGCAUGAGACCAGGAAACUCAUCACACAGGUCCGGCCCCUCCGCGGCUUCCACGAUGCUGCCGGGGAAAGCAGAGAAGAGGAUCGCUUCAUCAGUCUUCAUCACCCUGGUGCCACCGCGGAGGGAGGUGGUCACCAAGGGGAAAACCCAAAGGGAGCUGCAGCCUGACAGAGCCGAGGUCCCGGGCACCCAUCACCCCCGGACCCCACCGCCGCAACCCCCCGCGUUGCCCAACGGAGAAACCCGCUCAGUGGCCCCUGUGCCUUCCUCUUCACCGGUCCUCAUCCUCUCUGAACCACCCCAGCCCUUAUCUGCAGAGGCACUGGGUCCGGCGCUGCAGCAACUGGACCUUGCAGCACCCGCCACCCGCCAGGUGAGGAUGAUGGGGUGCAAUCAUCUUCAGUUUUCCCACCUGCAAGAGCAUAAAUGUAAUGUGCCUUUGCCUUUCCCCUCUCACCAGGCCCCUUCCACCUGUCCCGCCGAAUUGAGACCACCCAAAUUUUGCCAGGAGCAAGCAGGCAACCUGCAGUGGCAGGAUGCAAACGGGUACCCGGAGAGGGACAGCUCCAGGGACAUCUGCGCCUUCUGCCACAAAGCCUUGGGAUCCCGGGAGCCGACGGUGGAGGCGAUGCGGAAGCAGUACCACGCCGACUGCUUCACCUGCCGGACCUGCCACCGGCUCCUGGCCGGCCAGCGCUACUAUCAAAAAGAUGGGCGCCCCACAUGUGAUGCCUGCUACCAGGUCACGCUGGAGAAAUGCACCAAGUGCCGGGGGCUGAUCGCAGAGCACAUCGUCCGUGCCCUGGGCAAGGGCUACCACCCCGGCUGCUUCUCCUGCACCGCCUGCGGCCGGGCCAUCGGCGCCGAGAGCUUUGCUGUGGGCGAGCGGGACGAGGUGUACUGCGUGGCUGACUUUUACAGGAAAUACGCCGUGGUCUGCAGUGCCUGUGAGCACCCCAUCAUCCCCCAUGAGGACAAAGACACCUACAAGAUCGAGUGCCUGGGACGCAGUUUCCAUGAGAGCUGCUACCGCUGCGAGAGCUGUGGGACACCCCUGUCACCAGAGCCAACGGAGAACGGGUGCUACCCGCUGGAUGAUCACCUCCUCUGCAAGUCCUGCCACGUCCGCUGGCGAAACGAGUCGUCCUGCUAAAACCCCACGGCUCAACCUCCGUCUUCCAGCGUGGGACACCAAAAAGGGGGGGUGCACCUACUGGGAUGCACCCUGCAACCAGUGUCGGGUGCCCACUGCACCCCCAAAUUGCUGCAGGACUGGAAUUUCCAUCACCAACGUGUACCUGAGACCCCGACCCACUGGGCUGGCCGGGCAGAGAAGCACGGAUAUAGCGUCCCAGCACAGCUCUGUGCUUGUUACGAACAUAAAAAGCCCUGGCAGAGCAGUGGUGGUGGAGGAACUGAGGUUCUGUUCAUUCAUUUCUUUUUUAAAACUCCUUUUUUGAGGCCGGUUUGGUUUCCUUGGGUGUUUUUUCUCUCUUCUCAAGCUUCCUUGGGGUUUCACUUAAACAUUUCUCGCUGUGGUGACACAGAGAGCAGGCACUGAUUUAGUUACUUGCAGUUAAAUAAAGCCCCAAGUUAAAAAACCCUCAUUUCUUUCAUCCGCCCUGCAUUCCAAACCCAUAAAACGCAAGUUUAAAAAUAAGAAAAAAAAAAAAAGCCACUUUUUAGAUUUUAUAGGCAUGGCAAGAGUCGGGUUGCUCAGGGUGAUAACACUGCUGAUCUGUUGAUGCCUGGGGGAGAGCAGAGGGUCAUUUUUUGGGGCUGGACUUGGGAUUUUGUGAGGUGCCGUGGUGCUGAUGAGAGGGUGUUCGAUGGUGGGUUGUUUUUUUUUUUUGGCGGACAGGCUGCACUGUCUGGGAUCCAUCUCAACCAAGUCCCAGAGCCGGCAGAGGGCAGCCAGAGCACAAAUUCCUCCAUCAAGCAGAAAAUCUCCAGCUAAACCCCGUCUCCGUCUCCUAUAUCCGUGUCUCACAUCCGACAGCGGGGAUGCCAGGAAAGACCAACAGCCCCAUUUUUACACGUUAUCCAAUACAACAUGGCUCUGCCAUCAGAAGGUUUUUGAUCUUCUCUCAGUCCGAGCCCCAAACCAGCACAAAUGAGACCAUUUCUCUGUGUGCCCAACAUCUGUGCAACUGAUGUCACCGGUGCUUAGCGGUUUUGUUUGUGAGGGCGUUGCAAACCAGCUGGAGAAAGAGGGGUUUUCUUUUUAACCGAAAGUGCUUAAAAAGCCACAAAUCGAGAGCAGAAAAUAGCAAGAGCAUCUGAGAUGAUGUUUAAUGCUUUCCUGAUGAAAAAAGGGAGCUGAUAGAAACCAGCAGCCAUACGCUUCUAGGUUGCAUUGUACAAUGGCUCUCCGGCAUGUGCUGUAUUUAUGAAUGAAGGGGUUAAUGUAUGGUUAAGGUAUGCACUGCAGUCUGGUGGGCUGGCUGAUUAACCACACCAACCCUGAAACUAUUUCCUGCCAGCUCUCCCCAUCUACAAAGCCUAUUACUCAAUGUUCGUUAAUGUGCGUCCAGGGCACAUCCAUCAGGUCAUAAUUAGCUAUAAACUUAUUUAUAAAUAGGAUGUUAAUGUAAAGUUGCGGUCUGCCCAGUCACUUAAGUAGGUGGCUUUGGGUCUGGCUGGGUGCAGACCCCGUGUCCCACGCUGGGGAAGUCCCAGGCUCAAAGUCAGCUCUCGCUUUCCAAACCCUCUCACUCUUUGGAGAAAAACAGGCAGCAAAAACAUUGCUAAAAAAGUAAAAAGAUGUGGGCAGGCUUGGCAGUGCCAAAGAGAGCGGUGAAGGGAAACCCCAGAGAGCAAAGGGCUGCCUGUUUUUUGGCAAUGUGGGUAUUUUUGCAAGAGAGGUUUUCGGGGAGCAUAGAAAUGCUGAUGCUGAGCAGCACUCUGGAUGAGUUAUUGCAUUACACGCUGUCUUAAGCCCCCUGUGCAGCACCCAUGGGUGCUCAGCAAGCUACACCACCCCUCUGCAGAGCUAAUGGUCGGCUACUUCCCCUGCAGAGCAAGCCAGGAUGGGUGCACCAGGACUGUGGCAAUUUUUGCUUGGUGGUAGGCAGGGAAAGGAUUUUAUCGACGUGAAGCCCUGGGAGAAGACCCUGGAGGGUAAGGAAAAGGACAAGGCACAGCUGGAGAGUUUGAUGGUGCAGCAAAGGGACACAGGAGUGGUCAGAUUAGGCAUAAUUUUCCAGGAGUGGAGGCUAGCAAGGGACAGGGAUGGAUGGUCAGGGAGGUUAAGAGAAUAAAAGACUGAUUGAAGCUGUUCUCUUCUUGGCUAAGCAUUACAAGUUGAGGCACAGGGAGCAUCGCUAAGCCUGAAAAGCACGGCCCUGUGUUUUCCCCCAGGAGGAUCUCGAGGAAUUUUCAGUAUCGGCCGAGCAGCGUGGAGGAGAUUUUGCAGGAGUGAGGCUGUGGGAGCCAGGUCCCAUCCUGCUGCCAAGCAAGCCCACAUCAGCUGCAAUGGCUCAGCCCAUCCCUGGGCUCCUUGCCCCACUGCAGGCGCUUUUGCAAGCACCCAGAUCUGCCAGCAAAACCAAAACAAACACAAAGCAAACACGGAGCAACACGAAGAUCCUGCUCUGCCCUGGG